Messenger RNA from Nicotiana tabacum (common tobacco), 611 nucleotides. The record is from RefSeq and is a predicted model, not a curated record. NCBI's taxonomy places the organism in Eukaryota, Viridiplantae, Streptophyta, Magnoliopsida, Solanales, Solanaceae.
AGCAAGAGAGACCUAGUCUUCCAGAAGAUAUUUCUGCUGACAUGGCAUUUAUCAUACAAUCAUGUUGGGUGGAAGACCCUAAUAUGCGACCAAGCUUCAGCCAGAUAAUCCGGAUGCUUACUGCGUAUCUCUUCACACUUCCACCGCCCACACCAUCCGUACCACUAACAGAUUCUGUGGAGCAGACGGUUGCCAGCAAUGGUACCAUUGUUGAGUUUUCUGCACGAGCUAGGGGAAAAUUUGCUUUCCUUCGCCAACUUUUUGCUGCAAAGAAGGCUAAGAACUAACUCACAGUAAGCUGGCAAAACUUUCAACACUUUACGCGAUAGGACAUCUUCCCAAGCAGAGGGAUGACAAGUGUUGAACAGAAACAAUGUUAGUCGAUUAACAAAGGAACAAAAACAAGUAGUUAAUGUCAUUGUAAAGUAAGUUUGUUACCUGUACUUUCUUGUUCAUAUCCAAUCCUCUCAUUUAUAUGGGAAUCUCUGUAGUAGUAGGCCGUAUAGUAACAGUUUUCUUUUGCAUUUAUCACUUAACAAUGUGUUGCUCUUCAGAAUGUUAUCCAUCUUAAGCUAAUUUUUAAAGAAUGUCACACUCCUAAUUUGAAUUAA